GCUAGUCCUUUAACUCAGGGCCUGUACAUAUGACUUUGCAAGAUGCACCCGAGCAUCUCUCCUUUUUCUUAACCCCCAAAAUGGUAGGGUAUGAUCUCUUGCACGAGACAAGGCAAAGCAUGUGAACGCUCGAUAAUAACUCCACCUGCUAUGUCUCCCAACAUUCUUCAAUCAACCUCCUCAUGACUACUACUUUAUCCAGCUUCAGAUCAUGGGCCUUCGAUUGAUGGGGAUAGCGCAUGCAAAGCAAAAGCUCCGGCGAAGUCUUUCGACAAGAAUCAGAAUGAUUUCAGCCACUAGUGUUGAUGUUCCAAAAGGCCACUUGGCAGUUUAUGUUGGAGAAUUAAGUAGCAAGAAGAGGUUUGUGAUUCCAAUAUCAUACUUGAACCAUCCUCUGUUCCAAGACUUGCUAAACCUUGCUGAGGAGGAAUUUGGAUAUGAUCAUCCUAUGGGCGGCCUCACAAUUCCUUGCAGUGAGGAAUACUUCAUUGGUUUAACUUCAUCUCUAAAUUGCUCAUAAAUAAAUGAAGACUGACUCAGGGAUUGAGUGAGUUUAGGCAAUGAACCUCAGUCCCAUCAAUUUUGUAUUGUGGGUUCUUGCCAAUAUCAUUCGUGUGAUGUCUUGAAAAUUGUAAAGAAACUGUUUAUCAUUAGAUUUCCACUUUAUUAUAUUGAGAGCCUUUUGAACUAAA
Molecule: messenger RNA, 692 nt
Organism: Juglans microcarpa x Juglans regia
Lineage: Eukaryota; Viridiplantae; Streptophyta; Magnoliopsida; Fagales; Juglandaceae
Product: auxin-induced protein 15A-like
Exons: 2
Coding region: 212-520 (102 amino acids)
Biological process (GO): response to auxin
Source: RefSeq, a predicted model, not a curated record